AUGAGGGAUCACCCACGCAGCCCCCGCCAGGGAUCCCCCGCCCCUCAGUUCCCCCCGCGCAGCCUCUCCGACGAGCUGGGCGACUUCAUGUCCUCGACGGACGACGAUGAGGAGAGGGACUACGACGACAGCGAGGAGGAGGAAGAGGAGGAUGACGACGACCAGAGGACCCUGGCGACGCCCAUGUCGUCGCGCAAGUCGUCGCAGGACAGCUUCUUCGACGAAGACGACGAGGUGCCCGAGGAGUUCCCGCCGCUGCUGAAGCCCUUUCCCGCUAGCACGAGCAUGCGCAAGUUUGCCAGGAUUGACUACGCGCGCGGGGCGGGGCAUCAUGCGGCGCGGCGGAUGACGUGGUCAAGCUGA
Colletotrichum chrysophilum is the source of this 363-nucleotide messenger RNA. RefSeq lists its product as uncharacterized. Bases 1 to 363 code for a protein of 120 amino acids. Lineage: Eukaryota; Fungi; Ascomycota; Sordariomycetes; Glomerellales; Glomerellaceae. The record is from RefSeq and is a predicted model, not a curated record. The transcript has 2 exons.